GUUCAUGAAGUUAUCAAAGCAAUACUAUCAUGACGACAAAAAAAUCAGCCAUCUUUCCCGAAGCGAAACAUUUCGUUUCGAGAGAACAAGUACAAUUCGAAUUUUCAUCCUGUGUYCCACCCGUUGUCACUGUUGAUCCGGGAGAUUUGGUACAUGUUCAAACAAAUGAUUGCUUUCACGGUAGGGUGCAACCGGAAAGCUUGUCUUCGUGGAAAAGGCAGAGAAGUUACAAGCAGCDGGCUUCAACGCAGCUAGAAAACGACGACAGCAAAGGAUGUGGCGGCGGAAGCUUUCUGAAUGGCAGCCUUCUCGACGAAAUUCCUAGAAACAAACGGAACCCCAUUUCGGGUCCCAUAUUUGUGAGAGGKGCAGAACCRGGCGACAUUCUCGCAGUCACACUGCUAGACAUUCGCCCGCGGGGUAUUGGGAUUGCCUGCUGUGGAUCUUCUGCCGGGCAGCUCUGCGGCUGGAUGAAACGCAAGUCCACUACGAUUCGGUUUUUCGAUCUCUCCCAGUGUGGCGAAAUCGUAACAAUGAGGGACCUCGGCAAAAGCGAUGUGAAAGAAGGUCUUGUCCUGGAAUCAACACYAUCCCGGUCCCGGCUAGGUCCGAUUUCCUUCCCGGCGUCACCGAUGCUGGGCGUGAUCGGGGUCGCCCCCGCUGGGGAAGACGAUCCCAUAGGAACGAUUCCCGCGGGAAARCACGGGGGAAACCUAGACAACAAGGCCAACUGCAUCGGGUCCACGAUUUACUUCCCCGUGAAYCACCCGGGCGCUCUGCUAUCGAUGGGCGACAUGCACGCCUCCCAGGGCGACGGUGAGAUCUCGGGAACGGGCAUCGAAAUCGGGGGGGACGUUUUGCUGAGAUGCGAGGUACUCAAGCAAGAGGACGUGUACGGGGACGACGAAAGUAGCAGAGAGGACCAGAGACUCGAAUACCCCGUGACGGAAACCGAGACGCACUGGAUUACCCACGGGGUAGCCGUCUGCGACKUUCCCGAAACCACCUCGAUCGCAUGUAGGGAAGCCGCAAAGAUCCUGGUGGGGCAGUGGGGUUUUUCCCCCGAGGAAAGCUUUCUUUUUUUGAGUGUGAAGGGAGACCUGGGGAUGUGCCAGUCCUGUCACCCCGAUGUCGGCACCCAGAUUGCAAAGGUAUCGGUCGCUAGACUGAACGAUCUCUGUCCGAGGGCCUUCMGRGUGUUGCAUUCGGGUUCAGAGUCGUCGGAAUCGAGUCCAGUUAGCUAGCUAUAUACUCUAGUGGUUGGCUUYGAAAUAGUUUUGUGACAUUUAUACCAAUCAUUCUUGGYCAUCAUGUUAAUUUUAUGGUUAACUUCGUUGCUGAGUCCAGCRGGACAAUUGAAUCGAAUCGAUGGAUCAUUUACUGUCGAACGGACUAAUCGAUCAACUCCUUUGCGAUYGAAAUAUCGGAUAGGUUUCCUCCAAACCAAAAUUAUUCUUCCCUUUACUACCAGUGCACAUACUCAAAUGGAAGCUUCGCACACCGAAAAUUUGUUGAUUGAGUUUCAAGUUCCCGUUUCCCGAAAUUGUCGUGGUACAAGACGUCGAAAUACGCAUGGGAUUGUCAUAUUUUCAAACCGUGAAUGUUGAGACUGUCUACGUGACGAAGUCCUGUGGAAUUUAACUUG
Molecule: messenger RNA, 1645 nt
Organism: Pseudo-nitzschia multistriata
Lineage: Eukaryota; Bacillariophyta; Bacillariophyceae; Bacillariales; Bacillariaceae
Source: the annotation of a GenBank genome assembly